Molecule: messenger RNA, 1249 nt
Organism: Trichomycterus rosablanca
Lineage: Eukaryota; Metazoa; Chordata; Actinopteri; Siluriformes; Trichomycteridae
Product: MOB-like protein phocein
Exons: 9
Coding region: 130-912 (260 amino acids)
Cellular component (GO): mitochondrial matrix; cytoplasm
Molecular function (GO): metal ion binding; protein-folding chaperone binding; protein folding chaperone
Source: RefSeq, a predicted model, not a curated record
UGCGCGUUAGUCUUCUAGAGCCUUCUUCACGUGGUUCGAUAAGCGUGUCUCCGGUACGAGUGGUUCAGUCUUUUCUCUACUGAUUCAUCCACACGCAAGAUCUGCUGCUCUAAAACAUCUACUGCAGACAUGGCUAAAGCUUUCCUGAAAUUUCUACCAAUGUUUGACCGAGUUCUGGUGGAGCGGCUAGCAGCAGAGACAGUGACGAAAGGAGGCAUCAUGAUUCCAGAAAAGUCCCAAGGCAAAGUGCUGCAGGCUACAGUAGUGGCUGUGGGACCUGGAACAACCAAUAAGGAUUUCUACAAUUGGCCUGAUGAGUCAUUUGAGGAGAUGGACAGCACUCUGGCAGUGCAACAGUAUAUUCAGCAAAACAUUCGCUCAGACUGCUCCAACAUAGAAAAGAUCCUGGAGCCUCCAGAGGGACAGGAUGAGGGAGUAUGGAAGUAUGAACAUCUCAGGCAAUUUUGUUUGGAACUUAAUGGCUUGGCAGUUAAACUACAGAGUGAGUGCCAUCCUGACACGUGUACCCAGAUGACUGCCACUGAGCAGUGGAUUUUCCUGUGCGCUGCCCACAAAACUCCAAAAGAAUGUCCUGCCAUUGACUACACACGACACACUUUGGAUGGAGCAGCGUGCCUUCUUAACAGCAAUAAGUAUUUCCCUAGUCGUGUCAGCAUUAAGGAGUCAUCAGUAGCAAAGCUGGGAUCAGUUUGUCGUCGUAUCUACAGGAUCUUCUCUCACGCUUACUUUCAUCAUCGCCAGAUAUUCGACACGUAUGAGAACGAGACGUUCUUGUGUCACCGCUUCACACGCUUCGUGAUGAAGUACAACCUGAUGUCUAAGGACAACUUGAUUGUACCCAUCCUGGAAGAGGAGGGUCAGAGCAGCUCUACAGCAGAGAGUGAAGCCUGACUUCUGGCUAACUCACAACUCCACUCAAUAGUGCUGCAGACUGACCCAAACUGGAAUUCACAUCCACACAGCUCACUCAGGCCUGUAGACUCCAAGCCCCUGGGUUUUUCCACUCGCUUGUACAUAUGCUUUACUCGUCAAGUCCCAGCUUUAGAAUUAUACAGACCUGUUAGCCGUCACUCUCUCCAUUUCCUUUUACCACCCUGUAUAAACACAUGAUGGUUACCUCGUUGUUACUGUUAAGCGAUUGUGUGGGUGGAGGUGUCCCACUCACUUUGUAAAAGUCUCUAGGUAAUAUAUUUUAAUUAUGUCUGAUAAUAAAACACCUCAUUCCCAA